This is a messenger RNA of Prorocentrum cordatum, 3000 nucleotides long. The record is from the annotation of a GenBank genome assembly. Lineage: Eukaryota; Dinophyceae; Prorocentrales; Prorocentraceae.
AUGCCGGACGGCACGACAUGCACCGUGAAGCCGCCCGGGAAGUGGGGUUUCUGGAUGGCCGCAGGGACGACCGAGAUGAUGUGCGAGGCGGGUGCGUGGGUCGAUGGCAAAGGCAAGCCGGUCGCCGAGAUCGAGAUGAAGGCCGCGACGUGGUUCCUCGCGUCCUCGAUCGCCGCUGCAGUCCUUGCCGUAUACGUGCUCCGCAAGAUGUACUACGAUCCAGAGCACUGGCUCUACACGUGGCGGUCGGGUGCGGCGGGGAAGGGGGGCCUCGUGGCGGCGCACGCCCGGGCUCCCGGGGCCCGCGCCGCGGCUCCCGCCACGGCGGGGGCCAUCAGCAUCCACAUCACGAACGUCGCGAGCACCGCCGCGGGCGAGAGCGGCGAGCGGCAGCCUCAGCCCCAGCCCGUCGAGGAGGGCGGCGCCGGCAAGAGCGCCACGGGCCCGAGCGGGGCCGUGGCCGCGCAAGAGGCGCAGGCGUGGUCUGGUCCGAGCCCAGGACUGCUCUACUGCCUCAUGUUCAGUGCCGUGCUCGUUCCCGACCUCGUUGCGACGUUCGUGUACUCGGCCGCGGGGGUGGGAACGGACAUAUACGAAGUCAUCGCGAGCGAUCACUGGAGCAUGCUGGGCAACUGCGCUGCGAUCGCCUCGGCUUGCUGGUGGAUGGUGAUGUUUGUCUUCGACAUGUUCGACAGCGACACCUGGCGUCGUGGGACGAUCAGGUCGGCCGUCCGCUUCCUGUGCUUCUCGAUCCUCGUGUUGCUGGCAUUCGUCGGCUUCACUCUGAAAGCCGUGAAACUCCCGUGGACGCCCCUCCUGCUGUGCAUGGCCGUGACAGUGUGCCUCCUCGCCCUGCAGCGCGUCUGGUGCAGCGGGCAGGCUGCGGGCAUCCCGCACUUCUACCUGGCGGCGGCAGCCUGCUACACCGUCUGCGCGGUCGCGGUCCUCGCGGUGUGGGUCAGGUGGGCAAUGUCUGCGGACGAGCCACGGUUCCUCUGGUGGAACGCGGACACCAAGCGAUGGUUGGCUAACAAGUAUGCUAUGGUCUUUCGAGUGUUGACUCCCGUCGAGCUGGCGACGGAAGCGUCGACGCCAGAGUUGCAGGAUUAUUGCCUCAACAAGACGUCGAUCCACAACACCAUUGCGAGCACGAUUACCCAGGACCUUGUCACCGGCGCCUGCGGGAGGGCAUUCACCGUCAUCUUCACGCAGUGGGCUGGACCUCUGAUGGUAUUCGCCUGCAAUAUGCUCGGUGUGGGCCUGUGCUUGCUCUUCUCGAACACCAUGACGGCGAUUUCAGCCAGGUCCGAAGAUGUACCGGCCCAUGACAAGAAGAAGGCGCUCCUCGCUUUCAUGAAGCGCUUCCUGCUCACCAUCGUCCUCGCCGUGGCAAUCAUGUACAUCUCAUUGUACGUGUCCAGCGCCGGUGUGAAGCUGAGCUCCGCAAUGCUGGCCUUGGCGUGUACCGCGCUUCUCGUUAUGUUCCUGUGGCUGGCCUGGGAGGUGGAUGGGAGUACGCUCAACGAGCUGAAGGAGAUGCCUCUUAUGAAGCAUGUCAUCAACGUCUUGCAGUCCAACUGGGUGAAGGCGAUCGCCGUUGGAGGUAUGAACGUCAUGAUCCCUUUGAUCCUGGCUCUCGACAGGGUGCGACAGCAGGUGCGGAAGAGCUGCACCAACUAUUACGGAACCGAGAGGUGGACUCGCUGUCCUGAAGAAGAGCGCGCCAUCGUGGAGGCCGACCAGCACACCCCAGAAGGUAGGUGGGUGCGCGGGUUCCUUGACACGUGGGACUGGACAGACAUCUUCGGCAAGGUCUGCGUGUUGGCAGAAGUGUUCGUUCUGCUUGCGGUCGGAUCGAAGGCAACCUUUAUCUUCUUCUCCUACCUGAACGGAGAAAUCGAGACAGCGGGGCUGGAGAUAGGCACCAUCUUCGUGAUGGUGUGGGCCAUCGGGCUGGCCAUGUUCAUGAACCCCGUCGUCCCCGGGAGUGCCGUCUACCUCUUCGCAGGCGUCGUGCUGGGAGCCCAGUCGCAGAAGGAGGGCUCAGUCGGCAUUUGGGCGGGCCUGGCGCUGGCGUGCGUCGCGGGGAGCUCGGCGAAGCUGAUGGCGUGCCUGGGCCAGUAUACGCUCGGCUACGUCAUGGGCAAGUCUGUGAAGGUGCAGCAUUUCGUUGGGGUGACCAAGGUUGGCGUCCUGGCGAUGGAGGCGGUCCUCAAGGAGGAGGGCUUCAAGCUGUUCAAGGUGUGCAUCCUGGUGGCGGGCCCUGACUUCCCAACGAGUGUGCUCUGUGGCAUACUCCAGCUGAACAUCCCCCAGAUGAUUCUUGGCACAUUGCCGGUAGUAUUUGUGAGCAUCAUCCCGCAGACCCUCGUUGGGGUACUUUUAACCAAAGAGGGCGCCACCGAAGGGGUGUGGAGCAUGAUCGCCACUGUAGCCACUGGGCUUGCUGCUGUUUUCCAGGCAGGCGCCACUCUCGUCUUCGCGUACGGCAUAAUGCAGCGAGUCGAGGAGUCGGGGGACGAGCUCCUGAAAGUGCAUCGGCCAGAGCACGACGAGGUACGGAAGCUCGCAGAGAAGGAUGCUGAGUACGUGAAGAAGUAUGGCGAGUCGUCUGCCUGGGGGCAGCUAGGCACGGGUGCGCGCGCGACGCUUCUGGGGACCGUUGCGCUCUUCUUGCUCUCCGGCCUCCUCAUUGCCCUCGACACCCUGGCGACCGAGAAGGCGUGCUUCCGAGACUUCUACAUCACGGACAAGAUCGAGAGCCCCUACGACGAGGGGGGCCUGAACGGGAAGGUGCUCAGCGUGGUCCUCGCGCCGAGGGGCUGGAUCGCCCUCGGCCUCGCGGCGGCCGCGGCCGUGCUCCACGUGGGCUUCGGGCGGUGGCUGGCCGCCACGGCGCGCGCCGCCCUGGAAGCGCCGGGCCCCGCCGCGGCGCCGGGCGAGGCCGCGGGGGCGGCGGGCUCGCCCGACGGCGGCGCCGCGCCGGCGGCAGCGGCCUGA